This is a messenger RNA of Pichia kudriavzevii, 3018 nucleotides long. RefSeq lists its product as uncharacterized. Gene Ontology annotation, biological process: regulation of DNA-templated transcription; DNA-templated transcription. The transcript has a single exon. The record is from RefSeq and is a predicted model, not a curated record. Lineage: Eukaryota; Fungi; Ascomycota; Pichiomycetes; Pichiales; Pichiaceae. Gene Ontology annotation, molecular function: zinc ion binding; DNA binding; DNA-binding transcription factor activity, RNA polymerase II-specific. Bases 1 to 3018 code for a protein of 1005 amino acids.
AUGGAUCACUCUCAUCAAUCCCUGAUCAAACCUUCAUAUCGGGAGCGACUCGUUUGUCAAAAAUAUUAUGUUUUAUCGUCAUGUAUAUAUAGCAAUCUAAAUUUUUUGAUUUCAUUCAAAGUUAGUUUUAUUGGUCUUUUUACUUGUUUAACAAGCGUGCCACGAGUUCAUUGUCCUAUAACUGAACGAAACCCAAAAGUUAUGAGUGGGAAUCAGAGGCUUCAGUCUAAGAGAAGACAGGUGCCGUCUGAAAAGAGAAAACGGGCACUUUUCUCUUGUGAUAGAUGCAAAUUAAGGAAAACUAAGUGUAAUAGGAUACAAAACAAUGACUUGAAGUAUGACAACAUUACGCCGUGCUUACAAUGCACUAAAGCUGGUGUAGCAUGCACAACUUCCAUACCGAGAAAAAAACGCUUUUAUGGUCCCGUCAAAAAUAUCGCAUUCCACUAUAAAUGUCUGCUAUCUUUAGUGGCUGGACUGUUUCCCGACUCAGAUAUUUAUAGUUUCGAAGACUUGAUAGACUUAGGCCAUAAGCUAAAGAUAGAAAUGCCAAAAUUAGAUUUGGCAGAUGAGGAAGAUAACGAAACACUUGAAAAUCUAAAAACAGAGAAAGAAGCACAGCCAGAUAAGGCCAUAACCGAAAAAACUGAUUUGAUGCCUAAGAAACCUGCAGUGAUAAAAAGUGAAUCAGUGAGUCAUGCAGCUAAUAAAAAUGAAGAUAUACCCAGGAAGAAACUUACAAAACGUAGAAAUGAGAUCGAUUCUCUUGAAGCGACUGAAAAUCAGGAGUCUACAUCCAAGCAACUACUCAUUACUGAAAAUAAAGAACAACCAAAACUGCCAAAAUUACCACCAGGAGUUAAGUUGAAGAAUAGUGACAACGAGAGGUUGAUUAUGGACCGAUUUGGGCAUACCCAUUUUAUUGGGAACUUUGGUACUGCGUCACUCUUGAAUGGUUUAUGUGAUAUAAUUAUCAAAAAUUCGUUUAAUAAAAAGAAACCUCCAACCUCCACGCAGGAUCUAAGAGAUCAUUCUGUGCAAACAAUUACCUCGGAUAAUGCACCAGCAUAUCAAUACCCUAAACAGCUGUAUAACUUUGACAGGAUCGAGAUUGACAGAUUCCCCCUUAUCAAUACGAUCGAAAAGGAAGAAGCGGACUUUUACAUGAAAAUAUUCUUUGAGAAAGUCCAUCCAUAUUACUUCAUCUUCAACAGGGAGCUUUUCAUGGAGAAAUAUCAUAUAUUUUGGGAGGAAAUUGAUGCCGACAUGAACAGGGAAGAAGCUGACACACACACCGUGUUGAGGUUGUCUAGUGCCGAGAUUUGUUCAAUAUAUAUGGUUUGGAUUUUGGGGAAAAGGUUCCAGCAGUACUCAUUUCCGGAGAUCCUUCCCUCAAAUGCCAAACUUGAUGAUGAGACGAUAAGUAAACUUAUAGACAUUAUAAAGUUAUCUUUUACCGAUGUGGUGUUGACUCCUUCAAUUGAUGGUAUUCGUUUGUUGAUUCUGUUUUCUGUUUAUCUUUCAAGUAUAAAAGUUAGAGAAAGCGGUUAUUGCUUAAUGGAACUCGCCGUAAUCCAGGCAAAAAGUUUAGGUUUACAUAGAAAAUCCAUAGUUGCAAAAUUUAACGACAAGAAGGCAGACGUCAUGAAAAGAAUUUUAUGGUCGUUAGCCAAGUCGGAAACUAUUUUAUCCUAUUCAUUUGGUAGAUCAAGUGGCAUUCCAUGGGAGGAAAUAGAUAUAGGGCUGCCAACAGUUGAGGAUGAAACAGACGAAGAGUUUAAGGUGUUUUACUCUCGUAGUUGCAUGUUGACAAAAAUUAUCUUUGAAAUAUUGGAUUAUAAAAAGAAAUCACACAAGGAGCCUUUAUCACUAGUUAGUGUUGAAAAAGCACUAUAUUUUAGAAGAAAGCUAGAAAAAUUUUGGGAAGGCGUUCCUGAAAUUUGGAAAGAUUAUAAAUCUUUACCGAUCAACAGAUAUAAGCCAAAACUACAUAUUCAGUAUCAUUACUAUUAUAUUGCUUUAACUUUGCCUAUGUUUUUGUACAUAGUCAACUCGCAAUCUUACAUCAUAAAAAAUGAUGACCCAUUUUUGGCUUUAUUAGUUUGCGGUAUUAAGUCUUCUUUCAAGACGGCCGAGAUUAUCAGCUAUACAGACUCGAAAGGGUUCUUCAAUGGUACGAUAUAUUUUGACAUAUUUUAUUGUUACAAUGCCAUCAUGGUUUUGACACUUUCGUAUACCCUGUUCAAGUCGUCUCAGAACUCAAAGGAAAAGCAAAUUAUUGAUUUGGAUAACCUAGAUAAAAAAUACGGAAUCAACUUAGAUGAAGUACUAAAGUCAAUCAAUUUGAUCAGAAAGUUGAUAUGGAAGAACCUAGGAAAAAUUGAUGGUACAAUGAGGAGGAUGUCUGAUAUAAUCGAGACCUUAUUGGACGAUUUAGGAAUCAUACAAAUAUUAGUAGUCAAAUAUGGGGCAAAACCAAGUAAUGUUAAGAACAUUGAAACCAAAGACGAAACAGGUAAAACCAGUGUUAGUAGUAUCAGCACAGGUUAUCGUAAGAUCAAAUUGAAUCUCAACCAACAGGGAAGAAGCAAGCGAACUAGGACCCCGACACCUAAGAAUGAAAGACCAUCUAAAUCACCAGCUAGAUCUAAAAAACCUAGGAGAUUUGAUAAUAUGCCGAGUGGUGGUGGGUUAUACCCAUUUUCUCCUAUGGGAGAUGAUCAGGCUGAACCAUAUUCAUUAAUACCGACUGAGAGUCCUAUGGGUAAAGACACAAUAUCAAAGACCGAUUCUCCAAGAAAUUUUGAAGCUACCGAAUUGGAUAAUCCUGCACUAGGAAGUAAUGAAAUUCAUCUUGCCAAUAAUGCAACUUCAGCUUCGGAUAACCAACCUGCUCUUGAUAUCAACGCUAAUGAUAAUAUCAACGAUGUUUUGAACUCUCUGAGCUUAAAUAACGAUUUGAUGGAUGCAUUGUUUGGGUCAGAAUUAUUUAACCUGGAGGAAGAUUUGUUGUUAUAA